Acanthoscelides obtectus is the source of this 3786-nucleotide messenger RNA. Lineage: Eukaryota; Metazoa; Arthropoda; Insecta; Coleoptera; Chrysomelidae. The record is from the annotation of a GenBank genome assembly.
UAUUUUCCAGUCAUCUCUAUACACAACAUGAACCAAGACGGAAAGUCUUAAGAAUGCUCCUCCAGACAGGCUGUUGAAAAAAGAGGCACGCGACGUUAAGGCCUUGCCUAUACCAGAAGUGUAAGAAGACCUUUAGCCGCUUGCUAUUCCUAAUGGUGCUGAUACGAACAUACCACCCCACGCUCCAAAAUAGCGCCCAGGAGUAGGCGAUGAGACUGAGCUCUCACUGCGCGCGUCUCUUUCGAAUCCGAACUGCGCAUGCGCUAGCUCCCGCGGGACGCUCCUUCGUCGAUUCCGGGCGUCGCGACGGCUAAAACGAACGACUCUGCCACUCUGGACGCCGGGCGCCGUCGACCGACCACACUUGCAGGCACUCCACGCUCCACACCGCACUCCGCGAUCCACAUAGAACGAUCCACACUUAGUCAAGAUGUCGUCGGCCUCAGUUGCGAGGACCUCCAAGUACUCCUAUAGGUCAGCCGGCGCUUCCGGAGGAACUGCUGACGUCAGCAUCGAGUACAGCGCCGACCUGACGGCUUUAUCCAGAUUAGAGGAUAAAAUCCGUCUACUACAAGAUGACCUCGAAAUCGAAAGAGAACUUAGAUCUAGGAUCGAAAGGGAAAAAGCAGACCUCAGUGUCCAAGUUAUCCAACUAUCAGAACGUUUGGAAGAAGCGGAAGGUGGUGCCGAAAGCCAGUUUGAAAUGAACAAAAAACGAGACACUGAGCUGCUGAAGCUCCGCAAACUCCUCGAGGAUGUACAUUUGGAAUCAGAAGAAACCGCGUCCAUCCUCAAGAAGAAGCACCAAGAAAUUAUGAAUGAUUUCCAGGAACAAAUCGAUAUCAUGGGCAAAGCGAAAUCAAGAGCUGAGAAAGAAAAGGCGAAAUUCCAGACCGAAGUAUACGAACUCCUCGCCCAAGUGGAGAGCGUAAACAAAGAACGCCUUAUCAGCGUCAAGCAAGUGGAGAGACUCGAAAUCACCGUCAGCGAACUGAACGUUCGCAUUGAAGAACUCAACCGCACCAUCGUAGACAUCACAUCUCAUAAGACCAGGCUGUCCCAGGAAAACAUUGAACUCACCAAGGAAGUCCAGGACAUCAAGGUGAACUUGGAAAAUGCGAACUACUUGAAGAGCCAGCUUGCCGGUCAACUGGAAGAUGCCAGAAGGCGAGCUGAAGAUGAUGAGAGAAGGAGACAAAUCCUGGAGGCCAACUACCACCAAGUUGAGGUUGAGCUGGAAUCCGUCAGGGUACAACUUGAGGAGGAGAGCGAAGCCAGGCUAGAUCUGGAAAGGCAGCUGGUUAAAUGCCAAGGAGAAGUUCAGGUAUGGAAAUCGAAAUAUGAAACAGAAGCGGCUGCCAGAGCUGAAGAAGUAGAAGAACUCCGUCGCAAAUUCAACCAAAGAAUCCAGGAACAAGAAGAACAUAUCGAAUCUUUGUUGGUCAAGGUAAGCAACUUGGAGAAGCAGAAAUCCCGUCUGCAGUCCGAAGUGGAGGUUCUGAUCAUCGACCUGGAGAAGGCCAACACCACUGCUAGGGAGCUGCAGAAACGCGUUGAACAACUGGAGAGGAUCAACAUCGACCUGAAGACGCGAUUGGACGAGACAGUGCAGUUGUACGAACAGAGCCAACGUGAUCUGCGCGUUAAGGUCACCGAAUUGCAAAGAUGCGUGCACGAGCUGGACAAGACUCGUGAGCAAAAGGAUCAACUCGUUAGGGAGAACAAGAAACUGUGCGACGAUUUGGGUGAUGCGAAGGCUACCAUCUCUGAACUUACUCGCCGUCUCCACGAAGCUGAACUGGAGAUCCGUCGUCUGGAGAACGAACGUGAUGAACUCACAGCUGCUUACAAGGAAGCCGAGUCUGGUCGUAGAGCUGAAGAACAACGCGCUCAACGCCUAUCUGCUGAGCUGUGCCAGUUCCGUCAUGAAGCUGAGAAACGCCUGCAAGAAAAGGAUGAAGAAAUUGAGGCCAUUCGCAAAGCCACGAGCAUUGAGAUCGAGCAGCUGAACGCACGCGUCGUUGAAGCUGAAACCAGACUGAAGACCGAAGUCCAACGCAUCAAGAAGAAGCUCCAGAUCCAGAUCACCGAGUUGGAAAUGUCCCUGGACACUGCCAACAAGCAGAACAUUGACCUGCAGAAGACCAUCAAGAAGCAGUCAUUGACCCUGACUGAAAUCCAGGCCCACUAUGACGAGAUCCAGAGGCAGCUCCAGGUUACGCUUGACCAACUUAGCGUGUCCCAGAGGAGGGUACAGGCACUCACCGCUGAAGCUGAGGAGAUCAGGAGCAAUUAUGAAUCUGCUCUGCGUGGUAAGAGGCAAGCCGAACAGAUGUACGAGGAAGCCAGCACUCGCGUUAACGAAUUGACCACCAUCAACGUCAACCUGUCAUCCUCCAAGGCCAAGAUCGAACAGGAACUGCAAGUUGUCGUCGCCGACUAUGAUGAAAUCACCAAGGAACUGCGCAUCAGCGACGAGCGUUACCAACGCGUACAGGCCGAGCUGAAGCACACCGUAGAGAUCCUCCACGAAGAACAGGAGCGCGUGGUGAAGAUCGAGGCCAUCAAGAAGAGCUUGGAGAUCGAGGUCAAGAACCUGAGCGUACGAUUGGAGGAAGUCGAGGCUAAUGCCAUCGUUGGAGGCAAGCGCAUCAUCAGCAAGUUGGAGGCCCGCAUCCGGGACUUUGAGGCCGAGUUGGACGAGGAGAAGAGGAGACAUGCUGAGACCAUCAAGAUCCUGCGCAAGAAGGAACGCACCGUCAAGGAGGUGAUGAUCCAAUGCGAGGAAGACCAGAAGAACAUCGCGCUGCUGCAGGAGUCGCUGGAUAAGGCCAACCAGAAGAUCUGUCUGUACAAGAGGCAACUCCAGGAAGUGGAGGGAGUAUCAACCCAGAGCGUAUCCAGAGUUCGCCGUUUCCAGAGGGAACUGGAAGCUGCAGAGGACCGCGCCGAAACCGCCGAAAGUAACUUGUCACUCAUUCGCGCCAAGCACCGCACCUUCGUCACCACUAGCUCGGUACCCGGAUCCCAGGUCUAUCUGGUCCAGGAAACCCGUACUGCUGAGAUCUAAGCCAACCAUAGCCAUUUAAGUAGACUGCCACUUGGCAACGUCGCAUCUAUGGCUUCACUGCGUUCUUAUUGGAUAAAUUGACCUGUCAAACGUCGAACAUGGCAGGCAAGUAGGCGCUUAGUAUGACGUCAUGGCUGCAAUGAGUAGCGUGAUGAGCCACUGAUGUAACUGAGCCAAAAUGUGCAAGGAUGGGAACUCAUCGCUGCGCCAUUUUUGCUUGAUUGUACCCUACGAUGCUUUGUGUGUGCUAUCUUAACCAUCUACGACAAGGAUUCAUCAAAUAAACUACAAAUUCAACAUCAAACUAAAUAUCGUGGAGUACCGGAACUGUCUACACCAUAUUAUUCCCAUCCUUGCUACAGUUGUGUUGUCUGGUACUUGAUUUUAGAUAAUAAAUAUAUAUCAUGUCAUUUUUUUAUUUUUAUUUUUUUUUUUCUCGUGCACAUAAUAAAAUUGAACUAUACUCUCUUUGAAAUGUUGUAUUUAUUAUACAUGUCAUAACGAAACGUACAUUUUUCGAGUUCUUUGUCAUAUUCUCAUUUCAUCAAAGCGAUUUAUAUGUUCGAGAUCGCCGUACUACGCUACAAACGAAAUCUGUAAGUUUCUGGAUGUCUUCUUUGUUCUUUCAAGAUAUGCAGGAGUAUUGACAAUGUUAUGUAAGUUUUGAAUGUAUAAUGUAAGAAUAAAAUGCUUAUAAAUAUAUGUCUAUCAUUUUA